This is a messenger RNA of Trypanosoma theileri, 1119 nucleotides long. RefSeq lists its product as uncharacterized. Bases 1 to 1119 code for a protein of 372 amino acids. NCBI's taxonomy places the organism in Eukaryota, Euglenozoa, Kinetoplastea, Trypanosomatida, Trypanosomatidae. The transcript has a single exon. The record is from RefSeq and is a predicted model, not a curated record.
AUGUUGAUGCGACGUCUUUUGUGUCUUGUAGCUUUGCUUCUCAGUCUUCACUGCAUGUGUGUGGUGGCGGCUGGUGAACCUGCAAAGGGUGAAGUUAUUUCUCCUGGUCCUGGUCAACCACAAGUACUUCCUGGUGGUGGAGAAUGUACUUCUGAGCCUUCGUGUAAGACCGACCGACGUGAGUCUGAAGCUUCUCCUGAGGAUUGUGGGAAUCCUCCUAAGAAGGAAGAUUGCACUACCAUUGUUUCGAAGACUCAAAGUACGUGCAGUAAAGCUUCUGAAGGUGCUGAGGAUACUACUUCUUGUCCAACUAGGGUUGGUUCACCACCACCACCACCACCUCCUCCUCCUCCUAUUUCUUCUAACUCUGAUGAUACCUCUUGCAAUACAGUUUCUGGUGUUUCUACUGCAGGGUCCUGUCCUAAUAAAACGAACAAAGCUCCAGGUGCUGGUGGUGCUGAUAUUUCAACCCAAGUCUCUGCGUCUGGUGUUGGUCCUGAGGAGAGUGAAAAACAGCAGCAGUUGGAAAGUCAGAGAGAGACAAAGGAUGAUGCUCUUCCAGGUCCACCUGGUACUUCGCAUGGUAAAGGCCAAGCGGUGAGUCAACCAGUUGUGCCACAAAAAAACGAGAGAGGGCAUGACAAUGAGAAGAAUGGCGAUCAAGGUGUGAGUGCUGAAGGAUCACCAACAGGUCCAGUGAUCAGUGGAGGGGCUGAUCAGAAUAACGGAAAUCAACAGCCCGGAGGGAAUGGUUCACAAUCCUCAGAAUCUUCAGGUGUAUCUAAUACAGAUACAAGAGAUUCUCAGAGCAACCAAAGCGAUACAACAGAACAACCUCAGUCUUCGGACAACAACCAAACUUCUCAAGGUCAUAAUGGUGAAGCUGAGAAUACUAAUGAUGCUGCGAAACCUGCAGAGGGUGAUUCAACAAAGGACACUGAAAGUACAACCAAUAAUGAGGAAUCAACCACUACCACCACCACAACAACAACACUUCCUCCUGAACUCACAAACAACAAGAAGGGUGAUGCAGACAGCAGCAGCAGUAUCAGCAGUUCUGUGUGGGUACGUGUGCCACUACUGAUUGUGGUUACACUGUCCUGUAUUCUUGCAUGCUGA